This is a messenger RNA of Myotis brandtii (Brandt's bat), 2752 nucleotides long. It is a transcript of the gene CNOT11, whose product is annotated as CCR4-NOT transcription complex, subunit 11. The coding region runs from base 952 to 1920 and encodes 322 amino acids. NCBI's taxonomy places the organism in Eukaryota, Metazoa, Chordata, Mammalia, Chiroptera, Vespertilionidae. The transcript has 6 exons. Gene Ontology annotation, biological process: mRNA catabolic process; negative regulation of translation. Gene Ontology annotation, cellular component: CCR4-NOT complex. The record is from RefSeq and is a predicted model, not a curated record.
UGGUGGGGAGGGAGGGGGCCCUGCAGGUCUCAAAAAAUGUGGAGUACUGGGCGUCUUGAAAUCUGGAAUCAGAAGCUGAGAGAGGUUGUGCAGCUGCAGCGUCGGACACAUGGAUUGGAGGGGAAUUCAAGAGACGAGAUUAGGGAAGUGGGCCAGGACCAGAUUACGAAGGUUUUAUCAUGGUGCAGAAGUCUGGGUUUAAUUCUGUGUAAACAGGUUCAGUAGUGUAAGCAGAUUCGUUCCUAGAAAUGUAACUAAAAGGUAAGUGGGAGUGUGGACUAAGGGCACUGGGUCAGCAGGAGUCAGAACUGGGGGCUUGGAAACCAGGAAGGCUGUCCUGUGUGUCCCAGCAGGAGGAGGCCAGGGGAUGGCCCCGUGCUUGGGUAGGAGGCAGGGGCUGGGUGCGCAGCUGAAGGUGGGACAGGAGGAAGCGGCGGUGUCAGCCCUGGAGAUGGGAGAUGGGAGAUGGGAGCUGCGCUGCCUCCGGGAGGGGAGGAGGCCAGGAGGGGAGCGCAUGGGCGGCUGCUGGCGGUGGCUUCCGUCUCCAACCUCCGGCACAGUGGCUGGUAGCAGAGGAAAAGCAUUGCUGAAUGUUGCAGUUUUACAUUUGUUUUCGCUUGCGGGAUGGAAGCUUAAGCCUUCGCCGGAAUUGAGGCAUGUUAAAAACAGAAUUCUUAAUUACAGAAAUCUUAACUUUCAUUGAUAUUGCCACAAAUCAUAGCAUUUCAAAUGACAUUUAAUUACAUUUUCAUAAAUGUAUAUAUUUGAGUAACUGAAACUUAAAAUAAUUUUGUCUUUUAACAUAAGUUGAGAUGGCAAGUAGCAAAUGCUAAUUUUACCAGAUUCGUGUUAAUUUUUAAAAAUAACCACUGGAGAAAUUGUUAUACAUCUUUAUUUACAGGAUUUUUACCUCCUAUAACUCCGCCAGAAAAGUUUUUUCUUUCCCAGCUAAUGCUGGCACCCCCAAGGGAACUCUUCAAAAAGACACCUCGGCAGAUCGCACUGAUGGAUGUCGGGAACAUGGGCCAGUCUGUGGACAUUAGCGGGCUUCAGCUAGCCUUGGCUGAACGCCAGUCUGAAUUGCCAACCCAGAGUAAGGCUAGCUUCCCCAGUAUUCUCAGUGACCCAGACCCAGACUCUUCUAAUUCUGGAUUUGACAGCUCCGUUGCCUCUCAGAUCACGGAAGCUUUAGUCAGUGGACCGAAGCCGCCUAUUGAAAGCCAUUUUCGGCCAGAGUUUAUUCGUCCACCACCUCCACUCCACAUCUGUGAGGAUGAGCUGGCCUGGCUGAACCCAACAGAGCCCGACCAUUCCAUUCAGUGGGAUAAAUCCAUGUGCGUUAAGAAUAGCACAGGUGUAGAGAUCAAGCGAAUAAUGGCCAAAGCCUUCAAAAGCCCCUUAUCUUCUCCUCAACAAACACAGCUCCUUGGUGAGUUGGAAAAAGACCCCAAACUUGUUUAUCAUAUUGGCCUCACGCCAGCCAAGCUUCCUGACCUGGUGGAGAACAACCCUCUCGUCGCCAUAGAGAUGCUGCUGAAGCUGAUGCAGUCCAGCCAGAUCACCGAGUACUUUUCAGUCCUGGUCAAUAUGGAUAUGUCUUUACAUUCCAUGGAAGUGGUGAACCGACUGACUACAGCUGUUGACCUACCUCCUGAGUUCAUCCACCUUUACAUAUCAAAUUGCAUCUCUACUUGUGAACAGAUUAAGGAUAAGUAUAUGCAGAAUCGUUUGGUGCGUCUGGUGUGUGUCUUUCUUCAAUCCUUGAUCCGUAACAAAAUCAUCAACGUGCAGGACUUGUUUAUAGAAGUGCAGGCGUUCUGCAUUGAGUUCAGUAGGAUCCGAGAAGCUGCCGGCCUUUUCCGGUUGUUGAAGACAUUGGACACUGGGGACACGCCUUCCGAGACCAAAAUGUCAAAGUAGUACCUCAUCAGCACCACCUGUUGUUCAGCUGUGCUGUGAUCUCAGUUUUAACUGUUAUAACCCUGAGUGGAUUUUUUGUUGUAAUACAUAUAAACAACACUUUAGCUACUUAAAGCAAAGUUUAACUUUCCUGGGUGACUUUUUCCUUCAGAAGAAUUUUUGGUAAGAACUUGAAAUAUGUCUUUAGGUGUCUUACAGAAGGAAUGGUUAUCCAAAGAAAGAUUAUUGCAAAAAAGUAGGUGAGGUCCUUAGCACUAAAAAGCAAGGUGUUUUUGUUAAAAUAAAUUGCAGGCUUCUGAUUAAGAAUCCAGCUUUCCUAAAGUUCCGAUGUUAAACGUAUUUAAUGAGAGAAAAUGACGACUAAGACUUUGCUGUACUGACCUUGAAGUGAAAUCAGUUGAAUGUUUUUGGGUCAAGUGGCAAACAAGGUUGAUCCUUGAACCCAUUACGAAGGUAACUCUUCUCAUUAAGCAGAGUUUGAACCAAGGACAUACUUGUAGCUUUAUCCUUUCUUGUUUUGAGGACUUAACAGAUAUAACAAGAAUAAAUUCAUUUCCUGGGCCUCUUAUAAACACGGGAAGUCUUAGAAACCUUGAUCAGGGUUAUAACAGCUGGUAUAGUUUUUUUUUUUUCCUCUCGAGAUGUUCUUUAGUUGUUACGAGUCUAGGAUAGUAAUUUUUGAGGAGAAACAUCGUCUGUACUUUGGGGAGGAAUCUCCAUGUAAAAUAAACUGCUUGCUCUGCUGGGGGUGCAGGUGCCGACCGAGAAGCAGGAGGGCAUCGUGUGGGCUCAGGACAACAGUGCCUUAUAUUAAAGUUUUUUAUAAACUCUA